UAUCGGCUAGCCAUAUGCAGCUUCGGAUCCUUCGGUCUGAAGGAUCGUUCCCGGUGUGCCACUGCCCGUGAGCAGUAGAGUAAAGGCCACGGGAUUGCGGAGACACUGAAUUUAUUCGUAAUUCAGAUCCGCUACAUGAAAUUGACGGGUUGUCUGGAAAGAUCUCAAUGCCAAAUUUCAACUGCAGUCCUCAAAUUCAACCUACAUUAAAAUGUGCAAAUGAAAAUCGGCUUUAGCGUGAAAUCCCUGGUUCGUAAACUUUUGACUCAGAUGAGUACACGUGCUGAUAUGGCUUCGUCUGGUCUCCCUGUUGCAGAAAAACGAAGAAGAGGCGUGCUCGUGAAUCGCCCUCGCCGUCGGCUGUCUCCGAGGCGAGCACGCUCUUGCAAUCCAACGCAUCCACGCCCCUUAAGGAUGCCAUGUCGACGGCGACCAUCUCGAUCGACUCGGGAGCCGACCUGGCUGCCGCCCGCAGCGCCACUUCGACGCCGGUGGCCAAGGUAGUUCCCGAGGUUGGUGCGUCGACCACAACCCGCGGUGCGGCCUGGCGGCGCGGAAAAAGCAGCAGCGUCAUCAAGGACGAGAAACUGACAUCCAUGGCGCUGGUUGUCGAGGCCUCAGAGAACACCGGCAUCACGCACACUGCCACGGACCCGGACAUGGCGGCAGCCGUUGCUAUGCGAGAAUGGGACGAGUUUGAGAAUAUAAUGGACCAGAGCCGACCGCUGUCCGGCAAUUCCGCGAUUGAGAAGGAUGACAGACUAGGGAUGCCGUCGUCUUCGGAGCAGCUGUCGCCAGCGGUCUCUUACGAUGGCCAGGACCCCUCACCGUCGCCGCCACCCAAGCGCAAAGCGCGCGGACUGAGUACGGUGACGUUCGGCGACGCGCAGUCGUACCGCCUCACGUCGGCAGAGCCGUCGACGAGCGAGAUUCUGGGCCAGGGAUCGCGUCAGCUGCGCAUCUUGGCUUGCGCCCAGCUGUCCCUCGGGGCGCUCGCCUUUCACUACCAGUCGAUGCGGCUGCUGGCACCUGUCGACGUGGUGGACCACUGGUGCAGGCAGCCGCCCGAGUUCGCCAACCAGAGCGCGCACGCCUGGAAGAGCGCCUCCAUUCCCGUGGGUCCCGACGGCCGCUACAGCAGAUGCACCGUCUACAGGUUUCCCUACUCACACGGUGCGGAAGCAGCCACACCGGGGUCCGCGUCCUCCUCGAUGUUGUGGCCCGGGGUCUUCGCCCGGCCCAGGGGCGAGCUUCCGUGCCGCGACUGGGACUACGACGUGCCUCCGGGCGUGCUCACGGCCCUGAACCAGUGGGACCUGGUGUGCUCCAACGCGUGGCUGGUGCUCGCGGCGCGCCUCUACACCUACUUCGGAGGGGUCGUCUGCAUGCCCUUCCUCGGCAAAGUGGCGGACAGAAUGGGUCGCAGGCCGGUCCUGCUCACCUGCGCCGUGGUCGCGGUGGCCGCCGCAGCGAUGACAGUGUUCGCGCACUCGUUCCUGCAGCUCGUCCUGUCGCGCAUGGUGGUGGCGGCUUCGCUGAACGGCUUCUCGCUCGUCUCCACCAUUCUUCUCUUUGAGGUCACCUACGAGGCCACCAGCGCCGCCAGAGUCGUCUUCGACCGGCGCACGCUGGCGUUCGCCUUCCUCGUGCCGGUAUCCCUGCUACUGACCACUUUCCAGGCCGCCCGGGAGUCCUCGCGGUGGCUGCUCGUCACCGAGGACGUCGCCGACUUCGUCGACAGGCACUACGCCACGUCCCCGUAUGGGUGGCGGCGCUCUGACGCCGAACUGGACCGCACCUCUAUCCGACGGCUGGGUGCGACCAGGGCUGUCGCGGCUUCCGAAGGACGUCGCGCCACGGAGGGAUCACUGCAGCCUGGCAGCGCGGUCAGCACGAUCGUCCUGCCCGGAUUUGUGGCGAGGACCGCAUCGCUGUCAGUGCUCUUCCUAAGCCUGUUUGUCAUCAUGAACGAAACGCCGCGAUGCGGUGCACCGGAAAGGGACCCGCACAUAUCCCCGGCGUCACCGGCCCUGUCCUCCUGGCGGACGGCGUUCCUGGUGAUCCCGCGCGCAGCCAGUGUCCUGCUGGCGGCUCGACUGUUGCAACGCUGCGAGCGCAAGAGGGCGCUGAUGCUAGGUCUCCCUCUCAGCUGCGCCGCCAUUGCUCUGCUAGCCCUUGUCGAGCCGGCCCUCCCGAGCGGUGGCUGGUUCGUCUACGUCGUGGUUGUUGUGGGCGAGCUGGUGUUAGCGACCGUGUUCGUCAACCUAGCUUUCGCCUGCGUCUACUGCCUCGAACUGUACGCGACGGUGGAGCGUGCCACGGGCUUGGGCACCGCCUGCUCGGCGGGAUUUCUGGGCGGCGUCGCGCUUACGUGCCUCUUCGAGGGCCAAGACCCAGCAGUGCGGAAGGUGUGCGGCCUGUCGCUGGCCGUCGUGGCCUUGCUGCUGGUUGACCGGCUGCCCGAGACCAAGGACGCCCGAGGGGCUGACGCGGUGCUCGACGCAAUCUCGGAGCUCAAGCGCUACAGUAUGUCUAGCGCGUCGAAGGGCUUCGCGAAUCCGCGUCCAUCGACCGACUCCGGUUCCUUCCCAUUGACAGCUUGUGACUGA
Molecule: messenger RNA, 2609 nt
Organism: Dermacentor silvarum
Lineage: Eukaryota; Metazoa; Arthropoda; Arachnida; Ixodida; Ixodidae
Product: solute carrier family 22 member 7-like
Exons: 5
Coding region: 420-2609 (729 amino acids)
Biological process (GO): transmembrane transport
Cellular component (GO): membrane
Molecular function (GO): transmembrane transporter activity
Source: RefSeq, a predicted model, not a curated record